AUGAAGACGAUCAUGGAGGCGGAUGAAGUGGAAACGGCUGAAACUGUAGCCGAGAAAAAGGCCAAGGAGGAAGAGCUGAAGAACGAGCAGCAGGUGCAGGUCGAGCUGGAUUUGAAGCUGAACACGAUCGGAUUUGUCGUCUACAAGGGCGAGGAUGUGCUGGCCGAUGUUCGUCUCCAGCGCUUCGUUUGCCAACUUCAGAUGCGCACGUUCGAUUUGCUCGUCAAUGCUGAGCUCGGUUCCAUCUCCAUCGCCAUGCCGCUCUUCCGCAGCUUCGACGAUCGCAAGCCGCAUUUGUACCUCAUUGACUCCUUCGAGGAGGAGGGUGCCCUGAUGCAGUUGAAAUUUGUUCAGGCUAAUCCUGAGAGCCCGUUCUUCGCCACCGAAUACCACAAGACCGAGAUGGCGGUCGGGUUCAAGUUCUCCAAGCUGAACAUUGCCCUCCACCAAGAGGCCUUCCUGGAAGUGAAGAAGUUUGGCGAAGCGCUGCAAGAGGCUAUGGCUAAAGAUAAACCGGCUUCCUCCGAGGAAGUCGAUGGCGAAGAGCCCACCGACGAGAGUGCCAGCCGAAAGCUGAGUCGCAAGAUUUCGUCGAGCAUGGAUUCCCUGGCCCAACUUGCCCGCGAAUCCCAGACCGAGGCCGCCAAGAAGAAGCGCACAAAGCGAAAGAAGCAGGAUGAGCCGGAUCCGUCGGUGAUUAAGAUGAAGAUCGACGCCUCCGUUGGUCAGCUGGCCAUUCUGCUCGGAACGGAGCGAGAGGUCGAUACGCUGAUGGCUAUUGAAAAGGUCGAUUCCGUGGUCACGAUGACGCUCAAGACGAUGGAAGUGAAGGCGACGCUGCAAGCUAUCAAAAUGCUCGACAUGACGAAGGGAGCGCUUCACAAGAACCUUAUGGCAGUCCAUGGCGACGAGACGAUGCUCCGCUUCGAGAUGCUCCAAUACCAACGGACGCCCGACGAGAAGAAGCACAUGCAGGCAUCGGAUGUCGAUAUGAAAGUCAAGCUCCGACUCGCCCAGCUCCGCUUCAUCUUCCUCCAACUCUGGGUGAACCGGAUGCAGGCGUUUGCCGCGCCAUUCAGCGCCGAAGCGGCUGUAGCGAAAGCUCAUGCUCAAGCGGUGGCUUCAGAAAAGUCACAAGAAGCGCUUGAAGCGGCGAAACAGAUGCUCGAACAAUCCCCGCCUCGAAUCGAGCUUGACGUCGAGCUGCUGGCUCCUCUGAUUCUCGUCCCGCGUCUCUCGUCCUCAACACACGUGCUCGUCGUCGACCUUGGUAAUCUGAUCGUGCGCAAUCGUAUUCUUGGCCACCGGGAGUACCCGAAAGCCGUGCUCGACUCGAUGGACAUCAAGCUGACCGAUGUGUACUUUGGAAUUGGCCGAAUGGACGACGAAGCAAAGGAUCUCACCUUCAAGACCGAGGUCCUCCGUCCGAUCACCUUCAGCCUCGACGUGCACAGAAAUCUCACCUUUGGCAUCGUCAAGGAAAUCCCAGAAACCGCCGUCGACGCUCAUAUCUCUGCGAUCAACAUGGCGCUGUCGCACGACGACUACGCGACGAUGAUGCACACGCUGUCCGGAAACUUGUCCGAGGGCCACGAGCUCGUUGCCGACCAUGUCCCACCGCCCCCAGUCGUCGUUCAGACUGAGAAGAAGGAGGAGCGACAGGCUGCCGGCGGUGAAGAUCAGACCCUUUCUCAGUCCAAACUCACUGGCGGUGGCUUGACGAUGAAGGUCUACGACAAGAUCCUCUUCAAAUUUGUGAUGGACAACAUAGCCAUCGAGUUGUACACUGGCACUACCACCUCUGCCACGCGCGACCAAGCCAACGCCUUCGCCUCGAUGCGCAUCGAAGGGCUGAAGCUGAGCGGUCACAUCAAGGAGGACAACGAGCUGCUCGUCGCCAUGUCGCUGCAGGUCUUCCAGAUGAACGACGAGCGCAAGGGCAAGACAAAGAUCCCGCACCUGCUCGACAAGAAGGCUUCCACAAAAGAGGAGCGCUUCCUUGACCUGUCGUUCAAGCAGAAGGCCAACCAGGACAAAAAUAUUCGCCUGGAGAUGUCGGCGUUCUUCCUUUGCAUGAGCCCCGAAUUCCUUGGCUGCCUCGCCGCAUUCUUCACCGUGCCGAAGACGCAGGAGGAAAUUGACCGUGAAGCCGUGCCCACGGCUACAAAGGCUCCCGCCAAUAUUCAAGUCCAAAUCGACAAGAGCAAAGAGAAGGAUCAGCCGCCGGCCGUUCCCGCUCCGGUGGGUACGAUCACGAUGGACUGUGACAUGAAGGGUGUUGAGGUAAUAAUCAUCGAAAACUCCAUGGACCCCGACAACACGCAAGCCCUCAUCCUCUCCUUCAACGUCCGUCUGAAGGCCGAGCCGAAAAACACGGUCCAAGUGAUGCACGGCGGCGUCGAGGCGUUGCGCAUCUUCAGCAGCUACUAUGCCCCCAACAAGCGUAAGGAUGUGACGUAUGAAGUGAUGAAGUCGGUGGACAUUGGCAUCGCCGCCAGUAUCAACAACGACACGAAGUCGACGGAAGUGAUGCUGAAGAUGACGCCGCUUGAGCUGAAGAUGGCUCCAUCUGUCAUUCGACUUCUCGCGGCAGCUAACGCUGAAUUCGCGCGUCACAGUCAAGCCGAAGAGGCCUCGGUGACGGCGAACCCGAAGCGCCGCUUCUUCCCGAACUACUGGGAGAAGAAGAAGCUCGAGGAGCACCGCUACUGGUUCUUCAACAUGCCCGAGCCGGCCGAGGAGAUUGAUGAGGACUACGAGGAAGAGGAGGAAGGAUCCGGAUCUCGGCGCAAAUCUAUUCGUGGGCCCGUCGAGAAGUGCACGGUCGAGAUCCCGCGGCUUAGCUUCACAUUGGAGGCUGGAAAUGAAGCGAUUCCCCUGCCUCUCAUCUUCCUCGACAUGCAAAUGCGAGCCGAAGCGAGCAACUGGAGCAGCGCUCUCAAGGCUUCUUCCGAACUCUCCCUCCAAAUGUCGUACUACAACGAAGGCUGCUCCGUCUGGGAGCCGGUCAUCGAGCCCCUUGAGCAGGAAACGCCCAACGACUGGAAACGCUGGAGCCUCAAGUGCAACGUGCAGGGCAAGAACAAGCUCGACCCCAACGACUCAUCUCCCGGCAUGCACGUCUCUGUCGAGGCCGAGGAUAUCCUGAACAUCACCGUCACGCGCAGCUUCAUCAACCUGUUGACGAAGCUGGGCGAGGUGUUUGCGGCUGCUGCGACGAAUACAUCACCUCCGGUCAGCCGGUCGCUGCCUGGCACGUCGGCAUUCCUCAUCUUCAACGACUCCGGGAUGACGGUCAGGGUGGCCAACUCGGACAGCCUGGUCGCUUCCGAGGACGGCUCGACGAUUGACGCGACGCACGGUGCCUUCGUCGAUUUGGACGCGGUUGACGGGCAAGCCGAUGACAAGGAUAAACGCGAGAACACCGAUACCUUCCUGUCCGUUACGCAGAAUGAAACGAAGGCUGAUCUCCGACUAGAACUCCUCGAAACCGUUCGCGAUGUUGUCGUUGGGCGCGCUGAUAAGUGGAUGCUCACCCUGCCCAAACAGAGUGAAGGCGGAAAACAAUGGAAGAUGCUCGUCGAUGUCUCGAUCGAAAACAGUCGGCGAUUGAUCACAUUGCGAUCGCAUGUACAGGUCACAAAUCACCUUGACGUCGAUAUGGAGGUGUAUUCGAAACGCGACAACAACCUCGAUUUGGCCGCCAUCGUCAAGACGGGUGAGACGGUCAACCUGCCGGUCCCGCUGCUCUUCACCCCGACCGGCGAGCUCUUCUUCAAGCCCGUUGGCGACAACACCGAAGUCUCGUUCGAGUCGGUCUCCUGGCACGACUUUGCCAAUCAGAAGCGUGCCCCGAUUCGAUGCAACCUGAGCGACGAUGACACGAAGGGCUUCUUCUUCGAAACCGUCAUCUCCGAGGAUGAGAUUCACUAUCCAACCGGAGGCGCCGUUGUCAAGGAGAAAAAGACCGAUUCGAGCUUCAACAUUUCGCUCUACCCACCGCUCGUCUUCCAUAACAACCUGCCGUUCCCGGUGACGCUUGAGCAGCCGAUCGGUGCCGAGUUGGGUCCCGGCGAGGACACGGUGUUGAACAUCAUAGCUGGCCACAAACUUCGGCUGCACACGAGCUACCACAACGAAAAGUAUGUGCUUGACAUGCGCAUGGAGGAGCGGCCCGAAGAUCUGCAAGUUGUCGCCUUGAACACGGAAUCCGGAAGUGCUGAACUGUUGCUCGGUCUCCAUUGGUCUCGCGAAUACGGUGGCCUCAAGGCCUACCUGUACGCCCCGUUCUGGAUGGUCAACAACACGUCGAUGACCCUUCGACACAUGGAGAGCUCCGGUGGCUUUAUCGCGUCGACGACGAAUUGCAUCUCAUGCCGGCCCAAAACUGCGGUGGACAACGAGGAAUACGCCCUGCGCCAUGGCCCCGACCAGAAUCCCAUCAUUCUGCCGUUCCCAUCCAAGGAUGUCGGCCAGAAGAAGAAGUCUCGCGUCCAAGUCGAGGGCGACUCCAACUGGUCCGACGAGUUCCCGCUGGAAACGGUCGGAAAUACGGCCCGCGUCACCUGCAAGGGCGAAUCGAGGGACUAUGAUCUGAGCGUCUCCAUCCAACUGUGCCAGUCUGGCCUCACCAAAAUAGUCUCUUUCGCCCCUUUCUACCUCGUCAGCAAUUGCGGCAAAUUCGACCUUGAGGUCCGAGAAGAUCAAGUACAAGAGUGGACCACGAUUCCUGCAGAAAAGUGCAUUGGCAUUUGGCCGACGCAGAAGGAGCAGCGCAAGGUGUACUGCACACGAUACGCUGGUGCUUCGGAGGAGUCGCUGCUUUUCCCGAUCACUGAGAACAUUGAAACGUUGGCUCAGAUCAACGAUGCAUCGGCCGGUAUCGAUGUCGCGUGUACCGUUGGCGAGUCUUCCGUCACAGUCCACUUGACGCCGUUCUCGCCAGGAUCCGCUCCUGUCCACGUUAUUAAUCAUCUGAAGAUGCCAAUCGAAUACGGGCAAAAGGGCCACCGACGUGAACGGCUCCUCCCCGGCGAACACGUCUUCUUCACCUGGAGCGAGCUGACCCGCGACCGCCUCUUCGAAUACCAGAUCGGCGAGCACAAGGGCGAAAACGGGCUCAUGCAGAACGACUUCGGCGAGGUGCAGCCGAGCAAGGAAGCGCGCAAAUACGUCUACUUCACCUCGUUCCUCAACGGCCGACAAAGGACGCUCCUCUUCACCGCCGAGCAUUCGAUAGCCCGCGCUGCCUUCGGUGCGCACGAGCUGGAGAACACCGAUUUCUGCUGUGACCUCCUGCUCCAAGGGCUCGGCCUCAGCGUCGUCGACAAUCACAAGGGCGUCGAGGUCCUCUACGUCGGCAUCAGCUCCUCAGAUAUCCUGUGGGAAGAGGGCUCGCUCAGCUCAGGCUUCGGCAUCUUCAAGAAGCAGAUCCGCUACAAGCCGCUGGCCGUCAAGUACAUGGCCAAGCUCGAGGAGCACUACCAGGGCUAUCUGAAGAAUGACAAGGAGGAAUGGCUCGCUGUGGAGGGCAAAUAUGAGGCCAACAUGAAGCGGAUGCUGUUGCGCAAGAAGAAGAACGGCAAAGAGCUCAAGAUGCGCCGCAUCUUUGAGCGCGGAAUUUACGCCCACUACAGUACGACGGCUCAGCGCAAGCGCUUCCAUUUCAAGCUGAACCAUCUGCAGAUUGACAACCAGAUGGAUGCUUGCGUCUUCCCGUGUGUGCUCUCGGUGGUCCCGCCGCCGAAGAGCGUCGUUCAGGACAAUGCCCCGAAGCCCUUCGUCGAGUUCUCAUACGUCGAACGCUCCAACGAGUUCUCUACGAUCCCCGAGAUUGAGUACUGCAAGGUGCUCGUUCAAGAAUUCGCAGUCCGUGUCGACCAGGGCCUCAUCAACGCCGCCCUGGACCUCUCUCCGAACGCCACGAUCAAGAAACCCUACGGCAAGAAGAUGUUCGACGAGGACAUGGAGCUGACGAAGGUCAACCUCGGUCAAAUGGCCGACGCUUGGAAGUCGCAGAAGCCCAAGUCGUACUACGACGAGAUCCACAUCUCACCUUUGAUGAUCCAUCUCUCCUUCUCGCAAGGUGGUAACGACGCCGAACGCGCUGCUGGCCCGGCUCCGAUCCAGAGCGAGUUCGUCAAUGUGCUGCUGAAGAGUGUGGGCGUGACGCUGACCGAGCUGCAGGACGUCGUCUUCAAGCUGGCCUACUUUGAGCGAAAGGCUGUUUACUACAACCAGGAUCAGCUGAACGCCGAAGUGAUCAGCCACUACACGAUGCAGGCUAUCAAGCAGCUGUACGUGCUCGUCCUCGGCCUCGACAUAAUCGGCAACCCGUUCGGGCUUGUCCGCGAUUUGUCAUCCGGUGUGGAAGAUCUCUUCUAUCAACCGUAUCAAGGAUUGGUCCAGGGCCCCGAGGAGUUCAUCUCCGGUGUCGGCCUCGGCGUCCAGUCACUCUUCGGCCACGCUGUUGGCGGUGCGGCUGGCGCUGUUGGUCGCAUCACUGGCACGGUUGGAAAAGGAGUGGCUGCCCUGACCUUCGAUCAAGAAUACCAACGGAAGCGCCAGGAAGACUUGAACCGACGGCCACAAUCGUUCGCCGAGGGAAUGGCGCGCGGCUUCAAGGGACUUGGAAUGGGAGUUGUGGACGGUGUGAAGGGAGUCGUCACCAAGCCGCUGGAGGGCGCUCGGCAAGACGGCUUCGGCGGAUUUAUCAAGGGAACCGGAAAGGGACUUGUCGGUUUGGCCGCUCGCCCGAUUUCCGGCGUCGUCGACUUUGCUUCGUCAUCUAUGGACGCUGUUCGAACAGUGGCAGGGACGAAUAAGGACACUGAUCACGGGUUCCUCACCGAAACGGACGAGUACAUUUGCUACGCGCCGAUCACGGAUCGUCUCGUGCUGCUCGUCACCAACCUACAACUGGUCAUCACCAAACGGACGGAUGUGCUCGGCACGUGGACCGUCGAUUGGUCGGCAAGGUACACUGAGAUCAAAGAGCCGAAAUACGUCGACGAGGGCGUGAAAAUCGAGCUGUUGACGAAACGGCGCGGGUUCUUGGGCAUCGGCGGCUCGGCGGGCAAAAUCAUCACGUUCGAGAACGCAAAAGUACGCAGGGCGCUCGAGGUGGUCCAAGAAGCGAUAAUGGAUGCUUACAACGCGGCGACCAAA
Molecule: messenger RNA, 7167 nt
Organism: Mesorhabditis spiculigera
Lineage: Eukaryota; Metazoa; Nematoda; Chromadorea; Rhabditida; Rhabditidae
Source: the annotation of a GenBank genome assembly